AUGAAACCUAUUAAAAUAAAAAAUAACGAAAAUGUAAAUCCAUUACCUUAAAGAUCUAAGAUAAAAAGAAUCAAUGUAUGAUAAUAAUUUUAGUGUAGAUUGCUAUAGAAUCAUUUGAGAAUCCUGCAUAAUUUAAUAUUUCUCCUUUAAGGUUGAAAGUAGAAAAUGAUGCAUAAGAAUAUCUAGAAGCAAUCAGUGCAUUUUAAACAAUUGAAUUAUAGAAUCCAAAAGUAAAAGAAAGAGCUAAAAGUGUUAGUAAUAAAUUAGAAAUUUAUAAUAGUGGAAGAUACGGAUUUUGGUGCAUGGUAAGAGCAAAGAUACAUUUAACCAAAUUAUAAUUAACAUCGAUAUCCUUAUAAAAAAUAAUAAAAGAGUUGUUAGUUUAAGAUUAGACAGUAAUCACCUAAAAUUUAAUAACAAAAUAAAAUAACUAAUAAGAUAAUUCAAUAUCCAUUGACAGGUUAUUUAGAAAGGAAUUAAAAUCAAUUAUUAUAAAGAGAUAGAUAUUUUAAAAUUAUUCAGAAUUUGACUGGAGAAACUCAUAGAAAAAAAACAAAAAAAAUAGUACCUAUUAGCACUCAAACUAGUAGAGCAUAAUCAUCAUUAUCAUUUUAACUUUGAAAGU
This is a messenger RNA of Paramecium pentaurelia, 625 nucleotides long. Lineage: Eukaryota; Ciliophora; Oligohymenophorea; Peniculida; Parameciidae. The record is from the annotation of a GenBank genome assembly.